AUGCAGCGCCGAGAGAACCUCAAGCUCAACCAGAACAACGUAGCUGUUCUAUGGAUGAUCCCGCAGAGGAUGUCAUUCCGGUGGGUCUUCUUGAAACGACCGACCAUCUUCCUGUCAAACAGGCUCCUCAGGGCCGCUGCUGAUGCACAACAGGAAAACCUACCCGUCAAGCGCGCCGCCGCAGACGACGUGGAGUCCUUUUACUGGGUCCUCCUCUACGUCGUAUACAGGAACAGCCUCGCGAUUCCAGAGGCUAGCGAUGAAUCCGAGGAGGCUCGCAGCCUGCUUGACGAUAAAUUCUCCAAGCUGUUCUCAGCGCGGGACGUCGGAACACUGGUCACCCAGCGGUAUCUGGCGUUCGAUCCCGUUCUCUACGGAGACGAGAGCUACGCCGGGAUCGACGUGUUGCUCGGUCAUCUCUACGAGCACGAGCCACGCCGCACAUUGCGGAGGCUCGUUGCGGGGAUAUGGCAGAAACUCCGCCUGUGCCCGUUCAAAGAGGCGCAACUGCACGACAAAUACGCCGACCUGGAUAAGGAAGUAGCAGAAGUCAACCACAGAUUCAACAAACAGCUCGAGGCGCGUGGACUUCCUGCGCGCUACCACACCGCUACGGUUCCCGGCAACGCGUGGCGGUACACCGCGAACCACCACCACCUCAUAAUUCCUCUCAAGAACCUGAUCGAUAAGAUGGAGGCGGACCGCGCGUCGUAA
Messenger RNA from Trametes versicolor FP-101664 SS1, 714 nucleotides. RefSeq lists its product as uncharacterized. Lineage: Eukaryota; Fungi; Basidiomycota; Agaricomycetes; Polyporales; Polyporaceae. The record is from RefSeq and is a predicted model, not a curated record. The coding region runs from base 1 to 714 and encodes 237 amino acids. The transcript is spliced from 2 exons.